UGAAGAAUCAGACAGUGAAAUCGUGUGGUUUGAGGGAUACUUUAUGGCUAAGAAAGGUGGAAUUUUGAAUGGUGCAGUUUUUGUGACAGAAUCUUUGAACAGGCUGUUUUCACUGCUGCUUCUUAAUUUGGAAGAAUAUUACUUUGAACAGCACACAGCUAAUCAUAUUAUAAAUAAAGGUCGCAGAGAUGAAAGAAAAUUCAGAGGCUCUCUAAAAAUCUGUUCAAAGUCAAUCAUUUUUGAACCUGAUGACAAUAUCCAACCCAUUAUCAAGAUACCACUGAGAGACUGCAUUAGUAUAAAAGCCCCAGAAGAUAAUGAAGCAAAUAACCCUUUCACACGGGAUACAUCUGGAGGGAUUUCUGUUGUAUGUAACCAGGUUUUUCUCAUUAAAGAAAGAAACAUUAUUGCACCCUAUAAAACAGUAAGAGGUAGAACAGAACACUUAUUCCAACUGGAUGUUGCUGGGAAACUAGGAGAUGUUGUGCAAACUCUACAUCAGCUUUACAGGGCUUCUUGUCUAGAUAAGAUGGGAGAUCAAGCUGCCAUGAUAACUGCUAUAUUGCAGUCACGCUUGGCUAGAACUUCAUUUGAUAAAAACAGAUUUCAAAGCAUUUCUGAAACGCUGCAUAUGGAAUGUAAAGCAGAAAUGGUGACACCACUGGUGACUAAUCCAGGGCAUGUGUGUGUUACUGAUGCUAACUUGUACUUCCAGCCUCUUAAUGGAUAUCCUAAACCAGUAGUACAAAUAACACUGCAAAAUGUGCGUCGCAUCUAUAAAAGAAGACAUGGCCUAAUGCCACUGGGACUUGAAGUAUUUUGCACAGAAAAUGAUCUAUGUUCUGACAUCUACUUGAAAUUCUACAACUAUCAAGAUCGAGAUGAGCUCUAUUUCCUUAUCGCAACAUAUAUAG
Molecule: messenger RNA, 914 nt
Organism: Pelecanus crispus (Dalmatian pelican)
Lineage: Eukaryota; Metazoa; Chordata; Aves; Pelecaniformes; Pelecanidae
Source: RefSeq, a predicted model, not a curated record